Angiostrongylus costaricensis is the source of this 750-nucleotide messenger RNA. The record is from the annotation of a GenBank genome assembly. Lineage: Eukaryota; Metazoa; Nematoda; Chromadorea; Rhabditida; Metastrongylidae.
AUGGACCGCAUCCACACGAUAACAAGACUCAUUGAAGUAUCGCGAGAGUACAAAAGACCGCUCUGUUUCACUUUAAUCGAUUUGAAGAAGGUCUUUGACUCAAACGACAUAGAAGCAGUCAUGGAAGAACUUGAUAGUCAAGGAGUCCCUACUCAGUACAUAAGGAUUCUUCGUGAGCUGCACAAAAAUUUCACAACCAAGAUAUCACCAUUCUACAACGAUAUUAACAUUGACAACGUCAUGCGAACACUGGAAUGGGAUAACAUGGAAGUGAAAAUCGAUGGCCGGCAGUUACACUAUCUUCGUUUUGUUGAUGACAUCGUCUUUAUAAAACCAAAGAUUAUCGAAGUGGAACGAAUGCUUGCCGACUUUGAUAGAGCCUGUGGAAAGACUAGUCUUCGACUCAAUCUCACAAAAACGAUGUUCAUGAAGAACGGAUUGGUUUCUCAUACACCACUCACGCUCAACGGAACUAAUGUCUCCAAAUGCUCCAGUUAUAUCUAUUCUAGGUCGGGAAAUCAAUACGAUGAACAACUUAGCUCCAGAGAUGAACAGAAGAAAACGGGAGGCCUGAGAAGCUUUCAAGAGCAUCGAGGUGUAGUGAAGAGGACAAGGAACACCAAACUUUCCCACUUUUUCGACUCAACGGUUCUUCCUGUCCUAACGAAUGCGUCAGAAACCUGGUCGCUGCGUAAGGAGGAUGAUGGUCAUUCAGCGUUAUCGAACGGGGAGUCGAAAGGACGAUGCUAG